CCUCUUCUUCUCGCAGAGGUUAGGUUUUGCCUCUGUAAAAGAAACAGCGGUAGCAGAAGGAAGAAGGAAGAAGAAGAAAGAAAAGAAGGAAAAAGAAAGAAGGAGGAGGAAGAAUAAAGAAGGUACCCACUGUCUUCUAUCUACUGCAUCUGCUGCUUAACAACAACAAGGUUUCGAAACUCUGCAGAUUUUCCGAUAUGAAGCUGACCGUCGAAUUCGGCGGAGGAUUAGAGCUUCUUUGCAACUCUGUAAAGAUUCAUAAUGUCAAUGUAGAACUGCAAAACGGAGCAGAAAAGUUAACAAUGAAGGAUUUGCUCUCUUGGAUUCGUACCAAUUUGAUCAAGGAGAGGCCUGAAAUGUUUAUGAAAGGAGAUACUGUCAGACCUGGUGUUCUGGCCCUUGUGAACGAUUGCGAUUGGGAGCUGAGUGGCCAACUUGACACAACACUAGAGGAGAAGGAUGUGGUUGUUUUCAUUUCAACCUUGCAUGGUGGAUAGUAUGUGUAUCUUUGUAAUAUCUUUCGAUUACGAGCAAUCGUUCGUCGUGGGAUUGUAAGAGCUUGACCUUAUUAUCCAUGUAUGUGAACAUCACUACUUACUGUUUCCCUAUCCAAGCAUUUAGGAACGAGCUGGAAGUAUAUUGAUAUAAGGUUGACAUCAUUAUGUAGUUGGAUUGAGACUGAAGUAUUUCAGUUAUAUAUACUCUUGAGAAGUGGUUUGAAACCACCCUAUGGGUUUUUGCUGACUUGAUCGGUUUAAGGCACUGGCAUAGCUUUGUAGACCAGGUAGGGAAUCUUCACUUUCCUCAGUUAGAGCUUUUGUGCGCAUAUGAAUAGUGAGAUAGUGGUGCAUCUUAAAGUUCCAUGGAUUGUGACUGAAAUAAGAUAAUUGAAACGGUAUGUGAUUCUGUGCUGA
Messenger RNA from Prunus avium (sweet cherry), 914 nucleotides. The record is from RefSeq and is a predicted model, not a curated record. NCBI's taxonomy places the organism in Eukaryota, Viridiplantae, Streptophyta, Magnoliopsida, Rosales, Rosaceae.